This is a messenger RNA of Closterium sp. Naga37s-1, 630 nucleotides long. The record is from the annotation of a GenBank genome assembly. Lineage: Eukaryota; Viridiplantae; Streptophyta; Zygnematophyceae; Desmidiales; Closteriaceae.
GUGAACAUAGGGUCGGGGGUGUCCAUCCUGAGAGUUGAUGCGCCCGGCCAGUUUGAGCGCGUCGGAGGCUCUUCUCUCGGCGGCAGCACCUUUCUGGGCCUUGCAGUUGCACUCACAGGCUGCACCAGCUUCAAGGAGGCCAUGAGGCUGGCAUCGAGGGGCGACAGCACGUGUGUGGACAUGCUAGUGGGAGACAUUUACGGAGGUGACUAUUUGGAGAUGGGCCUGGCUGCCACCACAGUAGCCAGCUCUCUUGGAAAGCUGGUGCGGCCUGCUGACAAGGCAUCGCCGAGUCGUCGCCCGGAGAAUCUAGCAAAGGCGGUGCUGCUGAUGGUGACGAACAACAUCGGGUCCAUUGCCAUGCUGCAUGCUCGCCCCGCAGGCGUGCGCCACGUGCUCUUCACAGGCAGCUUCAUGCACAACAACAAGCUGGCCAUGCGGUCGCUAGCGGUGGCAAUGCAGUUCUGGUCUAACGGAGCUAUGAAGGCCAUGUUUUUGAGACAUAACGGGCAUGCUGGCGCAUUAGGGGCACUGCUCGCAUGUGCGGAUCGGCAUGGAGUGGCCAUCAGCCCAAGCUCCAAAAGACUCAGCAUCGGAAACUCUGUAGACCUGCCAACUUCUGUAAUGUAA